This is a messenger RNA of Rattus norvegicus (Norway rat), 10934 nucleotides long. Lineage: Eukaryota; Metazoa; Chordata; Mammalia; Rodentia; Muridae. The record is from RefSeq and is a predicted model, not a curated record.
AACGGACGCUGGCUUUGGGACUCAGAAUCUCAGAGCUCAGAGCGAGCGGUUGGGUGGUGACAUGGCGGAGGCUGAGACUGAGCCUGAGGAAUGGAAGGCGACGCGGGGAUGCAGAAAGAUUCUCCAGACCCUCGAGGGGGCUAUAGAGCAAUUCAAAUUCCAUUCCAGACUUGCUAUUUCUGAUGAACUAAAGGUCGGUUUCUUCACUUCAGACCAUGCUACUCAGACAGACUGCAGUGAAGUUUUUCCUUUGAAAGAUUUGAUUCAAUCCACGGAGAAGUUAAUGCGUACGAUUACGUCACUUCAGGUGGAUUUUGGGUUCCUCAAAGACUUGGUUCAACUAAAGUUCGAGGACCGACUUAAAGAGGAGUCUUGGAAAAUUGUCGGCAUACUCUGUGACAAAAUGUUAGAGAUGAAGAAGCACUAUCAGCAGGGAGAAGAUAUCAUGAGAAAAAGCUUUCAACAGCAGCUAUGUGAUGCCAUUGCUGUCAUCAGAGGAAUGUACCAGAAUUUCUUCGAACUAGAAGGCGAAAAGGCCGCCCUGCAAGAUGCAGCAAAUGUCAAAAUGGGUGUUUUGUCGAAAAAAAUGAGAGAGAAAGAAGAAGUUAUUAGGAGUUUAAGGAAUGAACUAGAACUAUAUGAAGAGUUUGGAUUUAAGAAAGUUGAUUCCAAGGAGUCCAGCUCUCUAAGAACAACCUCAGAAAAGGAACUUAUGGAUUGCAGGGCAGAGAACGAGAGGUUGAUGCAAAUCAUCACAGUGCUUGAGGAGGAAUCACAAGGGGCCAUGAAAGAAAACGCAUUAUUAGAGGAUGAAAUUAUGUAUCUGAAAGAGAUUUCAGAACAGGAUCAGCGAACUAUUCAAAAGUUAAUGGAUAGCAGAGACAGACUGAGGUAUGAGCUGGACUGUGAAAAACUAGCCAUUCAAGAAAUGAUCAACAGACAGAAAGAGGACAUUGAAAUUAAAAAGAAGUAUGCCAGUAUAGCCACCCGUAUUGGCGGCAAGAGAGGAACAUUUGCCAAGGGAAGAGAGUCUUCUGUCUACCUAACGCGUCAAGCCAGAGAGGGCUCACAGUUUGUGCGGCCCCCUGGAACUUCCCUCAGUGUGUCUCCAAAGAUGAAAAGGAAGGCAUCGAAGAAAUUUCCUGUGGUUACGUUCGCUCCUUCUGCCACCAUUAUCCCUGAUACAAUAGAGACGCCGACGCCGACGACGACGACGCCGACGCCGACGACGACGCCGACGCCGACGACGACGCCAACGACGACGCCGACACCGACGACAACGACGGCCAUGGCUCCUACCUCUUCUGAGAUUUUUACCAGUCUCCUUUCAAAGCCUUCAGACAAGCGUGUUACAUUUCUACUACCUAAUGUGGUGCCUGAAGAAUUAUUUAUGAAAUAUCAGAUGAUUAAGGAAGAAGAAAAAAAAAUUCUGGAGAGUCAAAUAAGUCUUUUAAAAUCUGCAUUGGAAGAGGAGGGGAAGAGAAUAGAAAGGUUUAAAAAGGAUACGGAUCACUCCAACAAAAACUGGGAGAAGAAAUUCCUCAUCCUCAGGAACAGCUUUCACGUCCUAAAGAAUGAGAUGUUCACUAGACAAGCACUUUAUCGGCAGUGUGCGGUGACUGCUGACAGCUCUUUCAAUUAUGUCAAAGUUAAGCCCUUGUUUGUGCACUCCAGUAUGCAAAUGCCACAGAUAUCCAAUCCUUCACACCUUCCUCGUCCAUCCAUGAUUCAGAUGGAGUCCAAAUUGGAGAACGCACACAGUGAUCAGGUGACUAAUAAGGAGUACCAGGAAGAUGCUGUAAAUUCUGCAUUUACGUAGGAAAGGGCCCAGGAACCAGCUAAAGAAUUAUGUAUUAAAGAAGCUAUGACAGAAUCCAAAGGCUUUCUGAAGAGUUGUCCAUGGGUCAAAGGUACUGCACAUGUGACAAGGGAGGGUGGGAGUGCACCUGUGCGGUAAAGAGCUUGCCUACCAUUUACUAGGUCUUCCUUAGUUCAAGUCCCACGACUGUGCGAAAGAAAAAGGCAAAUGAAAAGAAAGGGUAGCCACAGUUUGAAAACACAGUGCAGAGCAUCUGUGAAUCCACGAGGCUGCUACCAGCUGUCAGUAACUCCAGUUCUAGUGGCGCCAACUUCUGCUGUCUCCAGGGGCACAGCACACACAAGGUACACAGAUAUGCAUGCACAUAAAACAGCCCUACAUACAAAAGUAAUCCUCUCUAAAGGAUGCUUUAGAGAGGAGCCUUUAGUCUGCUUCUAUUAAACUGGAUUUGCUUGCAUUGUUUAAGUAGCAGUGGGAUGCAUGUGCCUUUAACUUUUCCUCAGAAGUGUUACGUUUUCAAAUUUAAUUAUAGUAUUUUGCUGUGUGUGUCUUGGGCUUAUUUUUACCUGCUGUAGAGUUCAUUCUACAGUCAUACGAAUUAAUCAUCCUUAAUUUCGACAUCUGACUUUGAAAUGCUUUGAGAGCAAAACCACAACACCACAAGUAGAAAUUUGUAUGCUACGAAAUUUGCACGAAAUCUUCAGGCCGUCUGAAAGAAAAGAAAUUCCUUUUUUUUUUUUUUAUUCUUUUGUAGUGCCAGGGUCAAAUGCAGGACCUUGAGAAUACUAAGCAAGUACACACCAAAACUACAAAAGAAUGCUGGCCCCGAGAAUUUGGGGUGUUGACUAUAACAAUCUAUACAACAAAUUCAUUCUCCUUUGGUGGGAAUUUAGAAGACAGAGCCACACUGCUGUAAACAUUCAAUAUUUUCCAUAUUGUAGUGUAUAAAAGACUCAUGGCAUCGAAUAACUAAAAAACAAUUUCUGAAUCAGAAACUUAUUGGAUACCAUCCAGUCAUGCUAACAAGGCAAUGGGCCACACCCAUGCCAGAAUUGCUAAGUUUGUAUUGACCCAAAUUUCUACUAAUUCUUGGGAUCCCUACUUGUUCAAUAUGGCCCAUCUUGCAAGGUGUCAAAUUGCGCCUCAUUUUUUUUAAAUUACAAACGUCUGAGACCUGGUGAGGAAUAUUGUUUUAUGUGUUUACUGGUCUUCUGGGUUUCUUCGUAUGUGAAUUGCAGUUAGCUGUUUUUUUCUACUCAUUAUUGGACAAUUCUCCUUCCCCUCAGUUUUGAAGUCUUUUUAUUUUUAUUCCUAACCUCAGUCCUUUGUUAUUUGCUUCACAAAUACCUCCUCUCUGUCCCUGUUGUAUCUUUUUAUAUAAUAUUUUAGUAUUUAUGUAUUUAUUUUAUGUGUAUGAGUACACUGUUGCUGACCUCAGACACACCAGAAGAGGGCAUCAGAUCCCAUCACAGAUGGUUGUGAGCCACCAUGUGGUUGCUGGGAAUUGAACUCAGGACCUCUGGAAGAGCAGUUGUGCUCUCCACUGAGACAUUUUUCCGGCACCCCACCUCCUACCACCCGUGUAAGUUUUAAUAGUACUUUUGAUGUCCUUUGUUAAACUAAACUUGAUGAUUUUUUUUAAAAUCUCUUUAUUGAUUCUUUGUGAAUCUCCCAUCAUACACACCAGUCCCACUCAGCUCCCUGUCCCCUCAUAUCCACCUUCCACCUUUGCAACUCCCCCACCCCUUAAAAAAACACACAAGGAUAAACAAAACGAGGCAUAGAAAACAUCUCACUGUGGAAGCUGUGGUGUGUCACAGUGUGUCCCACAGUAUAUUCUUCUGUCCACGCAUCUUCACUUGCAAAUAUUCAUUGCAAUGAGUCACUGGUCUGGUUCCAGAUCUCUGGUUUCUGUGACACCAUCAAUAUUGGAUCCUCACCCAGACUUCUCUGGUUAUCCUGUUGUUGUCCUGUGUCAUGGAGACCCUGCAACUUUGGAUCAGCAGGACUGGCCCUUUACACUGGGUUCACAGAUGAUGUAGAUUUUAGGGUGGGCCACGCCUCCAGAGCCAGCUCCACUCUGCUGCCCACUUGAGGCUCAGGGCCACUCUCCCAAGUGCAACAACCAGCUAUGAACAGACCAACUCUCCCUAGCUCCAGACCUUGAGGCUGGCUCUCCCAAGCACCCACCACCAUGGCCAGCUUUCUGCCUUUCAUGACCCAGGAAAAGGUUUUGAUUUUUAAUUUCCACACACUCAUAUUUUUCAAACUUGUAAUUUUGAACUUGUUUUCUUAGCUUCUUUUUGUUUUUAAUAAAAAAAAUCUAUUGUCUGAACUCUAUACAUACAGCUCCUAAAAACACUAUCAACUUGAUUUUCAUAUUCAGCUUUUAAAGCACUAGGACUAAUUGUGAUACCCUGAAUAUCUGUUUUUAAGAGAACCUUUUACAAGAACACUUCAGGGCUUGGAACACAGCUAAGUAUAAGAUCAUUCACCUUACGUAUAUUUAGUUCUCUGGUUGAGUACUUGGCACGCGUGUGCGUGCACAUGCACGCGCGCGCACACACACACACAGAUACAUACAAAUGUAAAACAGACACAUCUAUACAUGUGCACAAACACAGACACAUGGAAAUGAGAUACGCACACACACUCACUCACUCAUAUUAAGUCUAUUGCAUCUUUGAAAGACAUUUAUGCCUGUUCUGUCUGAAACAUGGUUCCUUUCAGGACAAGCAUCUGUACGGGUUAUUAUGUCUAGUCCUACCCCUCUACAAACACAAAACAAAAGCACUGAAACUCCAAAUCUGUUUCUUGUGAAUUCUAUCUUUGCUGUGAUAGGGCCUUUGCAGAUACAAUCAAAUCAGGAUGAAGUUAUUAGGGGGUUAGCAAUGAAAUGGGGACAUUCCUGCUUUUUCCAAAAGUCGCUGAUCCUCAUUUGGGCCCACAAGUAACUGAAAGCAGACUGAAAGCAUGACAUGUCUUCCUUUAUUUUAUGUCUGUCUGUCUCAAUUUAGCUGAAGGCACAGAGUUAAGUCACUGCCCUUAACUUUUCCUCUUGAGUUGCCUUGUAUCCUAGAAACGACACAGAUUCUCCAGAAAAAGGGGACCCUGGCACCAAUGAGGACAGUUUUCAGUAAGGAUAAGGCUGCAUCUUGGAGCAGAAGUAAACAUCUAAGGGCCACUGUCUUAUCUCUUCAAGCAAGAAUGACUUCUUUGGACCAUCCCAAAGUACCAGAACUGAGACAACAGUCAGAGAAACAAUACUUUUAUCAAGACAGCUUAAUCAUGUAUUCUUCUGGUCCCUUGGCACAAAACUUUCUGUUUAAAUAUAAAGUUCAUGUCUAUACCCUGAAGGUGAACAUGAGGUCAAUGAACCCCUUUACCUGUUCUUACCGUGUAACCUCAUUAAAUAAAUCCCCUCCCUCUGUUUUUUCCCAAUUGUUUGUCUCUUUAAUGGGUAGAUAGGACACAACUGAUAAGCCAUAGCUUGUUGGGGCUUCCAGACUUGGGUUUUUAUCCUAAACACUCUGGUUAUACCAACUCAGUGUGUCUGGUGUCAGUAUUAGAGAUAAACACUCAGCAGUCCCAGGGAAAGCACUGAAUGGUGACAAAUUGGGCUGGAAGAAAGGAGAGAAAGAAGGGAGAUAAUGAAAGAGAGAGUAGAGAAGGAAGGGAAGGGGCAGGGGGAGAAGAGAAAGAAGAGAUUGAAUGAUUCGAUUGCUAGUGGCUAAGUGCUGAUUGGUGGUAAUCACUAUGGUGAUGGUGAUGGUGAUGGGGCUGUGACGAGGCAAAGAAGGCAAGUGCCCAGUGUCAGAGGAAGCAUGGCUGUCUGGCUUCAGACGCUUGGGCUUUAGACUUAAAGCCUACAGAACUAAGAAAGAAUGUAUUUCUGUUAAGCCGACCAGCUUGGGAAAUAUAGGUUCAAGUACUUGGUACCACAUUAGGUGGCAGUUUGGGGAGGUUAUAGAACCUUUGGAAGGUGAAGCCCUAUUGACAAGAAUAUACCUCAGGGGUGGGCAUUGAGGUUUGGUAGCCUCACCCCCAUUCUGCUUAUGCUUUACCCCUCCCCUCCUUCCUGUGUGUGCAUACAAAUGCUUCCUGCUCCCCUCUCUCCCACCUCCCACUACUAAGCCUUCUCCCACUGUGAUGGACUCUGUUUCUCUGCAAUCAUGAGACAAAACAAACUCUUCCUUAGGUGGUUCUUGUCAGACAGUUUUAUCACGACAGAAAAGUGACUUGAAGCAGAAACUAUAAGCGGAAGAGUGAGGUUUUUACUUGGCUGUGUUGGCUUUUGGGAGGAAUGAGAACGACUUUAGAACAUUGGACUAGAAAGGCACUGGACGUUGUAGUAGUGCAUACCUGGCCAUGCUACAGGGAGCCUGGACGACUGGAACAAUGAGAGCUACAUGAACAGUAGAAUCUCAGCUCAGGAGGACUCAGAAGGGAACUAGAACUUUUUCCAACUGGGCUAGAGGCCAUUCAUGGGAUGCUUCAGCAAAGAAUCUGGCUAUGUUUACCCAUGUCCUGAAAACUUACAUAAAUCUAAACAAUGGACUAAUUUAUUUGGUGGAGGAAGACUUGCAGCAGGAGUGUUGAAUCUGCGGUGUGGUUAUUACUGAUUGUACUCAUUCAGACCUACAAAGAAGAAGAGCAAGAGGCAAGGUAGAAAUAAAUGACAGCUGCGCAGUUUGGAGAAGAAAAGAGCUUCGGAAGCAUCGCAUCCACAGUUGUAUUGAGAGUCUGUGAUUGUUAAGGAGGUCAGCAUCAUUAAAGAAAGCCUCCUACUCUCCUUGAGAAGACUUGAAAGAACUCUCAAAGCAAGACCACAGCCAGCUAAGCUUCCAUUUUGGGAAAGAGGGAUAAAGGCUUGAUAGCUAAUAAAAAGCAAUUGCUUCAGUGGACACACUUUGGUGCGGCUGUGGUUCAAGAGGCCAGGGUACACCCCAGACUUAGUGCCAUCCAUGUGGCACUGGUUUUGGAGACAAGAAAAAUGCAAGAUUGAGGGAGCCCCGUAGUUUCAGAAAGCAACUGAGACCAGGAGAUAUGUCACAGGGUCAUAGUUCCUUCAAAGAUGCCCUGAGAAGCCACUGAAUGAAGCUAUUAAAGGUUGUGGUAGAGACCUCCAAGAUAUUGGAGAUGCUACGAUCAUGAAGCAUCAUCUAGCCAGGAGACUUGCAUACAGGGGGUAAAACAAGCCCAAGACAGAGAUUCAUAUUGCAGGCAGCUAAGCUGGAAGGGCAGAACCACCUAAGCCCUUUGAAACCAAAGCCCCAGACACUGGGCAUGGAACCCCAGGAUUUCAUAUUCGCCUGCCGAGUUUCAGCCUUUGUGAUCUUAUCUUUCCUCACUGUGUUCUCACCCCUCCCUUUUGGACUGGAGAUGUGUUGUUGUAAAAAUAUAAAAAUAAAAAAGAUAUUGUUGGUUCUUUUACCCUGCUAGCUCUGGCACUGCACACAUCCCAACUCCUCAGCGGCCCAGAGUCUCCUGUCGCCACACACUUUCCUACACUCAAACCAUCACAUAAAAGAACACACAACACAAUAAUCUUUGACCCAGUUGGUAAGAUAUAAUUGCCCACUUAAACAUACAAAACCCGGUACCAUCCAUCCCUUAAGAACAUUGAUUAACCUGUAAAAAUACACCAAGCAGAAUCUUAACAUCACCUGCCAUGGCUUCUCCCCCCUCUCUCUCUCUCCUGUCCUCCCUUUCUCUUCUAGUCUCCUCCUCUUCCUACAAACUUCUCUCCCGCCCAUCCUCCCUUCUCCUCCAAUGACAGGCCUCCUUCUAUCCUGUACCUGCCCCUCACCUGUACUUUACAAAUUCAAUGGCGAGGUGGUUCUGGUGAAGUCACCUGAGUUCUGAGUAUGUGACUAGGCAGCUGUCCUUGGGGCAGUGGAAUUAGCAUCAAAAUACAGAUAACUUCAGGGCAAACCACAACAGAGAUGUAUAUAAUAUGUCAUUGCAGGUUAGGAAUAAGUAAAUUCUCCUUUUAUUCAACUGGGUAUCAUAAUUAAGAAAUUGCCAUCAGUCUUAAAAGAGAUUUUGAACUUUUCAACUGUAUUGAGACUGUUAAAAAACUAUGGGAACUUCUGAAGUUGGUCCAAAGGUAUUUGCAUUACAAUAUGACCAUGAACCUAUGGGGACUUUGGGGUAGAAUAUCCUGGUUUGAAUGAGAAAUCUUCUGCCACAGGCAUGGUCGCCAGCUGGUAGUAUUGACUGGGGAGGUUACGAGAACUUUAAGUAGAACCUUGCUGUAGGAAAUACAUUGGAAUGCGGCCUCUCCCUACCUCUCCCUUUUCCUUGCCCCCACCUCUUGCUCCCUCCCUCCCUCCUCUUCUCUCCUCUUCCUAUGUGUGGAUGAAAAUUUGAUCAACUACUUUCUCAUUCCUGCUAUCAUGCUGGACCUUCCCCACCAAGAGGGGCUCCAUCACUCUGAAACCCUAAGCAAAAAAAACCUCUUUCUUCCUUAAGUUGCUUCUAUAUAGUUACACUUAAAAGAGACAAAUGCAUGAAUCAAACCCAAGCUAACAAUGUAACACCUGAAUCAAGCCCAGAGUAAUACUGUAACAAUGUAACACAUCCAUAGUCAGACUACAUUUUAACAAUGCUGGAGGGCUCCAGUCUUGUCAUUUUGCCUCACAAGAGGUGGUAAGAAGUCCUACCAUUGGCUAGCUGCCAUGCUGAAGCCACCGCUUCCUGUUUGGUUAGAGCACUACUGCUCCCCAGCUUCAAGACUUUCUUUCUUAUAAGGUCUGAAAUAGGCUAAAGCUCCGGUGGGAAUGGGAUUGCUGCACCCCUGGCAGUUAGCGAACUGACAAACAUUUGACAAAAGUGAACUUCGGUGUCUGGGGAGUUGGCUCAGUUCGUAGUGCUUGCCUGGCAGGCACGAGAACCUGAAUUUAAUCCCAGAACUCAUGGGAAGGUCUUAGGCAUUGUGGCUCUCUCUUAUCAUCCCAGAGCUGGGGAAAUAGAGACUGGAGCAUAUCUGGGGCUCACUGGCCAAUUAGCCCAGCCUAAUAGUGGGCUCCACGAUAAUAACAGACCCAUCUCAAAGUAGAGGGAUGGCGUUGUUAGCAAUGACAUCUACAGAUACCUGUGUGUCUAUGUACCCAUCCAUACACAAGGACACACACACACACACACACACACACACACACACACACACCCUGAGUCUCAACUCAAUUUGAUACAGCAAGGUCAUGAUCUCAAUAUCCCCAACUGUUCUCACCCUAAAGAGGGUAUCACAAUGGAGUCUCCCUGAGAACAGGCCCAAGCACCCUUUUCCCUUUCCCUCCCAUCAAACCACUGUUCCUGUUCCCCUUUCCUUUUGGUGGAAACCUGGGAGAUACCUAGGAGACGUAUGAAGCUGCUGAGUCCUUUCUCUCCAGCAUAUACAUUUGCACAGACACUUUGGGUUACCUAUUACUCUCUGAAUUGCCCUUGCUUCGAAGUAUCACAUGUUAGGGUCACCAAGGAACUCACUCUUUCACAUUUUUCAUACUUUGUCACUUCUCCUUUAGUCCUUUAACAUGUCUCUGUGGCUCUCAGGCUGACAUCAAGUUCCAGUUAAGCAGGGAGAGCUAUUCACAGCCCUGCCGCUCUCCUGCAUGGGCUCUCCAGCUGGGUUUUCAUAGAUGUCUUUACCUACGUGGCUGGUCUUCUGCAUGGUUUCUGGGUUCAUUAGUAUUCUGCUGAGCAAGCGCAGCCUGAUACAGGCAGUCAGAUUCUUCUCUCUCAUCAACUAGGCUACUCCAGGCUUCUUCAAAAUGGACUUGAGGUUCUCAAGAGCAAAUCCCAAAUUUCUAGUAGCUCCAUCAUUUGCUCUUGUAUUACCAGUCAACUAAAAUUAUGUGGCCAGAACCAGGGCCAGUGUGGGAGAAAAUCACAAACGCUGUAAGUCUAUGGAACACACUGUCAUCUAGCUUUCCCUUUCGCUUUGUCAUUCAUUCAUUCAUUCAUCCAUCCAUCCAUCUCACAGACUUUAGGAACAUCUACUGUAAUCAAAGCCUGGGGUUAGGUACUAAGGAUACAGAGGAUUUUCCAGGGCUUGAAAUUCAUAUUUUAAGACAGUUACCGAGACUAGAACUUUGAGAAGUCAGAUUUGCAAAGGUCCCAGGAAGUAGGGUGGUGAGCUCUGCGUUCUGCCUCAUUUCUACAGAAAUUGCUUUCUGGUUACUCAGGAUCUAUCAACAACCCUGGCUACCCAGGACUGCCUAACAAUAGCUUCUUCCCCAUAAGAGCAGCCUGGAAUUGAAAUACGUUGGGGAGGGAGGGGACGCAAAAGUUUUAAGAAUAUAUUUUAACAUCUCAAUUAAGAAAAAAAAUCACAUUUGUUUGCUCAUAUGUAGUUCAAGCAGAUAACUAUAUAAUGAUGGCAUUUCCACUCAGUAUUUAAAAGUCAAAGGUAGAUAUCAGGUGGGAACCGCUUACAGUGUAAUCCUGGGAGCCCCAAGCUGUCUGUUUGUUUAUAGAAACAGUUGCUCGUGACGGAAUUCAUGCUUGUGAAGUCACAUAGACCAGAAGUUCAAAUGAAAAGCUUUUCAAAAGAAUGCACAGAACGUUUCUAUGCUAAGGGAAUUCUUGUCCCCCGUGAUGAGGACAGUUCACAUUUGGAGCCCAGCUUCUCCUGCGGAGGGGGUAGGGAACAGAGUGGGGCUUCAUUUUCUCACAAAAGGCACAAUGUGAGGCACAUCUGUGAACACGGUGCAUAAUUUGUUAUGUUCUACAAAGAGGUGGAUUUCUGUUAUACACAUACCAGAGCUGUUGAGCCUCACCCAUGAUCUCUCUAUUCAGGCCCAGCAAAGAAACCGGUCUCCAGAAACUGAAAGGGGAGUAAAUUUUUCUUUAAAAAUUAGAUACAGAUUAUCGCUUCAAAAUGCAGGAGGGAAUUUUACAAGUGAUGGUGUGCCGAUUAGCUUUGCAAUGAACAUCCAGCCCUUUAUAGAAACGCAUACUAGCGGUGGUCAGCUGUGACAAAUGUGGUUUAUUACUCCCCAAACUGAACUACCCAUCUAAUGUAAAUGAGGAAUGUUGGGUGAACUUGAACUGCUUGGACAUGAAUGACCAGAGAAUUUAUUUGAUGAGACAUUAAAGGCUAACUAUGGGAACUGUC